UGGACAUAUCAGUGACCGUCCAUGGCCUGAUUGAGAACCUACUAAUGGCCUCAGAGGAGUCUCUGUGUAUACCCACAGCUAAACGAUUGCUGACAGAUUUCGGUUAAACCCCUUAAGCCAAGAUCACGAGCAUGAUGAAAUCAAUGUGCAUGUGUUAGAAGUAUCACACAUAGUGAGUUAGAAUCCGAUCAACAAGAUGUCGUACAAGGUUGAGACUGUGUUGAAGAAUGUGGCGUCCACGGUCGGGGAGGGGCCUCACUGGGACGACGCUACUCAGACGUUGUUAUUUGUCGACAUCAACAACGGCAAGAUCUUCAGAUACAACCCCGGUACCGGCACCAACGACAUGAUCCAGCUCAAUGGACCUGUUGGGUUCGUCGUGCCCCGCAGUAACGGGGGACUUGUCGUGGGCCUGGAGAAUACGUUCUCGACUGUCGACUGGAACACCAAGACUGUUACCAAGAUGGCGGAGGUGGACUCUGGAACCAACAACAGAAUGAAUGACGGGAAAUGCGAUCCAAAAGGACGUCUGUGGGCAGGGACAAUGAGCAAGACGUUCAAUGCCGACCAGGCCAACCUGUACUGUUUGGACACAGAUGGCACGCUGACCAAGAAGGUUGACCGCGUGACUAUCUCCAACGGCCUCGCGUGGUCCCCAGACAACACCAUCAUGUACUACAUCGACACGACACCACAUAAAGUUUACGCGUACGACUACGACAUCAACACUGGAAAUAUCUCCAAUCAGAGGGUGGCUGUGGACUUUGACGCCGUGCCGGAAUUUAAAGGCAAUGUCCCCGGCCCUGAUGGCAUGACCAUUGACACGGACGGCAAUCUGUGGGUGGCCUGCUUCGGGGGUGGAAUGGUGGCCAAAUUUGAUCCUAAAACAGGGGCAGCGCUUCAACAGGUUUCCCUGCCUAACGCUACCAAGAUCACGUCUGUAGCGUGGGGAGGGAAGAACCUGGACGAGUUGUACGUAACCAGCCUCAGAUCAGGCAUCCCGGACAGCGAGUUCCAGACCACGGAAUCACUAGCAGGGUCUCUGUUCAGAGUUACCGGCCUUGGUGUCAAAGGCAGUCCGGCUUACGUCUACCAGGGAUGAGAGUAGCAGGGGAAGGGGACAGAACUCAAUGAGAGACAACCAUGCCGCGACGUAUCCGUGCUGUUUUCGCCAUUGUGUAGAUAUGCUGUAGACAAUGAUUUCAGCAGUUAUAUAUCUUUCAUUAAUGUAAAUAUAUUUAAACUGUGCUCAGACUUGAUAACUGACUUAUGUAGAUCUGUACAUCAAAUGCAACAAGAGUUAUCUACCUUGUUUACACAGGAGCCUGAAAGGAUAUAGCCCUGUGGCAUGCUAAUCACGAAUUAGGUUACGGACAGUGGGUUUUAUCUGAGACACAUAUCUGAAGUCUGAAUCAAGACAAGGUUAUCUCGCGACUGACAUCCUAAAUAAUGAAUUUACAUUUAUUUUGUUGAUAAUGUGUAUCUAAAGAUUGAGUAUUGUGAGGUGAAGCCAACAGCAAGGUACGAUGAGUGUAUUUUCGUAUUUACCAUGGGUUCCAUACAUAUGCACUCUUUAACCGUAAAACCUCAUCGGAUAUUACUGUACUUAAUAAAAUAAAAUGGGCGGAGUGCAACGAGGGUCAUAUACACUCUGAAGUA
Haliotis rubra (blacklip abalone) is the source of this 1659-nucleotide messenger RNA. RefSeq names its product regucalcin-like. The coding region runs from base 197 to 1102 and encodes 301 amino acids. Gene Ontology annotation, biological process: L-ascorbic acid biosynthetic process. The record is from RefSeq and is a predicted model, not a curated record. NCBI's taxonomy places the organism in Eukaryota, Metazoa, Mollusca, Gastropoda, Lepetellida, Haliotidae. The transcript is spliced from 6 exons. Gene Ontology annotation, molecular function: calcium ion binding; gluconolactonase activity; enzyme regulator activity.